CCCGGAUUUCCAACCGUUCAUUCAGGUUCUUCUUCUCAAAAAGUGGUAUACCUAUGAAACACCCCGUGCUUUUCGGCAGUUCAAGUCUGCCAGAAGAUGUGAGGAUGACAUACUCCGUAGGAUGCUACAUAUUGCGGAGAUCCCGGUAGAUCAGAUUUGACUUUUCUCCGGGACACAUGGGGGCGAUUGUCAACGUUAGGGCCAUCUCAACCUUGAUUCGCAGGAUCAAUGAACAGCAUUUUAAUUGGACACAGCGGUUUCAGCUACUGCGGUAUCGGCUUCGCUUGUGAAGACAGAUCGUUUCGAUGCCGGAGGUGGGCCGAUGAUGAGAGACGAGGGAAUUCGAAGCAGCAGCAGAAGAUGAAGCCUGGUUGCGUGGAACUCAUGACUUGUUUUAAGUAUACAAGCAUCUCCCCUCCAUGGCAAGCAGGGUAUCGGGCAUUCCGCAGGAUGUUUACCAGGAUAUCCAAGCGACAUCCGUAUAGGCCAUUUUCCCGCUGCCAUUCGUCAACGAGACAAGAAAAUCGACAGAAGGUUGGUGUAUAUUUCCCUGCUCAUGGAGAUGACCGUUCAUCCUGGCUGUUGUUGAAUGAGUCAAGACUGUCCCAGCUUCCAUCUCGUUCUCCUUAUACGGAAAGACAUACCUCUUUUGGUUCGGCUCUCGCUUCGUUUGAUGUUGAGCCAAAGACGUUUUUCAACGACUUUUCUUCCGGGAAAAAAAGAACCAAAGAAAAGGAGUAAAGAAAGAAGAAAAAUAAUCCUCCGUGUCCACAGAACUGUUUCUUCACCUUUUGCCGCACUUUAUUUGCAUGUCUGGCCUGAUAUACUCCGGCAGACCGGGUGUGAAGGGAAAAAGGACAAGAGCUCUGUUCAAAACGGCACUAAAGCAAGUUGGUUGGCCUUACCUCCAGUGGAGUUGUUACUUUGACCAGAUGAAACAGCCCAGGGCAGCACGCUCGCAGG
Messenger RNA from Trichophyton rubrum CBS 118892, 963 nucleotides. RefSeq lists its product as uncharacterized. Lineage: Eukaryota; Fungi; Ascomycota; Eurotiomycetes; Onygenales; Arthrodermataceae. Bases 229 to 741 code for a protein of 170 amino acids. The record is from RefSeq and is a predicted model, not a curated record. The transcript has a single exon.